Messenger RNA from Rhodotorula toruloides NP11, 3111 nucleotides. RefSeq names its product Sds3-like protein. The record is from RefSeq and is a predicted model, not a curated record. The transcript has 6 exons. The coding region runs from base 1 to 3111 and encodes 1036 amino acids. NCBI's taxonomy places the organism in Eukaryota, Fungi, Basidiomycota, Microbotryomycetes, Sporidiobolales, Sporidiobolaceae.
AUGGACUCCCCCCUCUCCGAAGCCGACUCGCUCUCCUCAGCCGGCUCAACAACCGAACCCCUCGCCGGCUCCGACCUCGAAGACCAAGCUGCCUCCUCAAGCACUCCUCGGCGCAAUGCCCGGCGAUCGCGGUCGAGGAGUCUUGGGGCGCCGCGGCCUGCUCGAGGAGGAGGGGAUGAGAGCGACUCGAGUUUGACGGAGCAGAGUGAUAGUGAGGAGGAGGACGACGCGCGGGCGAGUGCGGGUGGUAUGCAGGACGAAGAGGAGGAAGAGGAGCAGGCUGAUCCGGCGGACCAGGCGGAUCAGGAGGACGAGGACGGAGAGGACGAGGAACAGGGUACACCGCGGGCGGACACGUUUGGGUACAGGCCUGGACCGCAUGUGCAGGCUUUGCUUGCCGAGUGGAAGAAGGAGAACGAGGCGAGGGCCAAGCGUCUGAGGGAGGAGGAGGACGAGGAGGAGGAAGACGAAGCCGUCUCUUCUGCGUCUGACGAUGAAGCAGAUCCCGACCACGACCCGCGCGGCACGACCUCCGCCGACCCUCCGCCCUUGAAGCGCACAAAGACGGCAGAAGGAUCCGUCAUCUCCGAAUCAACUAUCGACGGCCCCUCUCGCUCGCGCGCCGCUUCAGUCGCCGACUCCCUAAGCGAGCUCGAAGACGACGACGAGAAGCCUGCGCUUGGUGCGGGUCGGACAGACGCGGCAACCGAGCAGGAGCAGGAUGUCAUGCGCGCGCUCGCUGGGAAGCCUGCGUCCUCUCGACCGGCAUCUCGUGGUUCUGCACGCGGCCGAGGCGCACGUGGUGGACGCGGUGGACGCAGCACCGCAUCCGUCUCUUCAGCCGCCCGCGCCGCCUCGAAUAGGAGCGACAGUCCCCUCUCGACCGUCUCCUCAUCCGACGACGAGACGAACGCGAACGAGCAGGAGACGCAGUCGACCGAUGCAGGGCGAGCGGAGGCCGCAGAGGCGGAGAUGAAGGCUGAAGAGGAGGCGGAUGCGAAUGCGGCGGUUGAGGCGCUCGUCAAUGCGGCGAAUAACGCUGCGCCAGCUUCGCCUGCUGCGAGAGGUGGUCGAGGACGUGGACGAGGACGGGGACGGGGUAGGGGACGAGGACGAGGCGGCGCUGUUGCGGCGCAGAGGAUGUCCCGGUCGACUUCGGCCGAAUCCUCUGCGACCGAGCCCUCCCGCCCCCUCGUUAAUGGCUCCACCGAGUCUUCCCUCCCCUCGAACCUCCCCGCCCCUUCAGGCCUCGUCGAACUCGACACCGCCCCCGACCGACUCGCCGACCAACUCGUCGAACUGGCAGCUGAAGAAGCACAGGAUGCAGAGAGCGCUUCGGCGUCGGUUAUUGCGGCGCAGGGCGGGGACGAGGACGUCGCGAUGGAGUCGAUGGAGCGGGCGGAGAGACAUGAGGAGCAUGAGUCGGAGGCUGAGCAGGUGCAGGAGGAGGUGAGGAGGCAGGUGCCUCCGCCUAGUGCGAAGAAGGGUGGGAAGAAGGGCGGAAAGGGCAAGGGGAAGGGGAAGGAGAAGGCUGUCAAUCAGGAUUCGCAGGUGCAGGACGAUGAGGACGGCUUGCAUGACGGCGAGGAGGAAGAAGACGCAUCCGACGUCGCCUUCAUGCGCAAGCGCGCCGAAGCGAUGGAGGCGCUGACCAAGAUCGAGAUCGAGUUCGCCAAGCUCCGCGACCUGCUCUACAUCGAACGGCUGGCCGACAUCGAGCGCGAGCGGAUAGGUAUCGAGACGGGCACGCACCCCGAGCUGAUCCACCUCACGCACCUGAUCGAGCUGCGACGGAAUCGCAAACUCGAGCUCGCGAGGAAGUGGCUUGAUGGGCUUGAGGGCGCGUAUCGGAUACAGAUUGAGGAGCGCGAGUAUGCGAAUUGGCAUCACUGGGAGGACGAGCGCGGGCGGACACGGUCGAGAAUGCUCGACGAGGCCAACUCGAAGCGGCGGCGACUCGAGCGCGAGAAGCGGGUUCUCGAGAAGCCGAAAGACGACUCGCUCGGCUACAUGCUCGCCCCUCGACCUCCACCCGCCGUCCCUCUCCACUACCGCCGACGAGUCGGCUUCGACGGCGAAGCUCUCGCAGACAACGAGAUCGGCUGGGCGCUCCGACAUCCCGACGUGCGCGCCGACGCGAGCGUUGCGGGACUCGACGACGACGCGAUGUACGAUGACCUGGAACGGAUGGGACUACGAGAACCGACGCGGCAGCCGAUAUACCCUUACGAACAUCUCUAUGGCCCACAUGCGCUCCCACACUCUCCCUACCCAGACCACCAUUCGCCCGCGCACCAGAUGGCGCCCGGAUACCCUUACAGCCCUUACGACCACCAGUCUUUCGCCAUGCAGCAGCAGCACGCUUUCGGCAACGCUUUCCCCGCCCUCCCGCCGCUUCCGCCUCGACCUGACCAGGUACCGACACGACCUUCGUCGAAUCCUCGCAUGCCGAGCGGGUAUCCUGGCGACCAUGCCGCCGCGCAAGGUUUCGGCCGCGCCUAUCCGAAUGGCCAGUACCCGUCAAACUACGCCGCGCACGAAGCAGAGCGGAUGCACAGCGCUGCAUGGGCUCAGCAGCACCAGCACAAGCCGUACGCGUCGGCUAUCGAGCAGGAGCAGCGGCGGCGGACGACGAGUGCGGGCGGCGCGUUGGGCGGUCACGGGAGCCACGACUCGCUCGACGCGGUCGCUGGACACCACCGCCCGAACGGGACGACGCCUGUGCCGGGUGGAAACGCAGCGGUCAAGGCGCGGUUCACGCUCGACGAGCACAUGAGCCACCGCUCGCCCAAGACACCUGCCGGCUCUUCCUCCGCGGCUUCGUCCUCCGCCCCAACGAGCGUUACGAAGCCGUCGUCAGCAGCGGCCGCGUCUCGGAACGCCCCUGCGCCGUUCAUGUCGAUCCCGACUAUCCCCCCGUUCGACCGACACCGACACGAGCAGCACCUCCUGGCGCAGGCGCAGGCGCGGUCAACGACUCCCGGUGCGCCAGGCGGGCAGGCGGCGAGUACGGGCGCGUCGUCGAUGCCUGCGCUGGCCAAGAGUUCGAGCGGGUUGUUUGGGCAGGCGAGUGCGGCGGCGGCGGCGACGGCUGCGCAGCGGGCGGUAUGA